Molecule: messenger RNA, 959 nt
Organism: Fopius arisanus
Lineage: Eukaryota; Metazoa; Arthropoda; Insecta; Hymenoptera; Braconidae
Product: histone H2A
Exons: 2
Coding region: 38-415 (125 amino acids)
Biological process (GO): heterochromatin formation
Cellular component (GO): nucleosome; chromatin
Molecular function (GO): structural constituent of chromatin; protein heterodimerization activity; DNA binding
Source: RefSeq, a predicted model, not a curated record
UCUCAUUGAGUUAACGUCGAAUUAAAAUUUCUACAAUAUGUCUGGACGCGGCAAAGGUGGCAAAGUCAAGGGAAAGUCCAAGACUCGUUCAACGAGAGCUGGUCUUCAAUUCCCAGUAGGCCGUAUUCAUCGUCUGCUACGCAAAGGAAAUUACGCAGAACGAGUUGGUGCUGGAGCUCCAGUUUACCUAGCAGCAGUUAUGGAAUACUUGGCUGCUGAAGUCCUUGAGUUGGCAGGCAACGCAGCUCGUGACAACAAGAAGACUAGGAUCAUCCCUAGACAUCUACAAUUGGCCAUCCGUAACGACGAGGAGUUGAACAAACUCUUGUCAGGAGUUACCAUUGCACAAGGUGGUGUACUUCCCAACAUCCAAGCGGUUCUCCUUCCAAAAAAGACUGAAAAAAGCAGUUCUUAAAUCGUUCAACAAACAAUCGGCCCUUUUCAGGGCCACAAAAUUUUAAUACGUUGGUCAGUUCUAAUUCUACAACAUUUUUUUUAUUAUGAAACCCUCAUUAUAAGUUUAACACACUUUAAUUCCAAUUGCGGCAGCGAUAUAAAUAGUCCUCUACAAAACAUUACAAAGAAUUGUUUUUUCUGAUUCAUUGAAAAACGGAAUUUCUUAAUUUUAUUUACAAUUAUGGUGUACGGACGACAAAAAAAAGAAUAUUCCAAGUUGAUAAAGAAAACAACACGAAUAUAGAAACUCGUAACUAGCCAGUUCAUUAUCGACGCCCAUCUUAAAAUAAUUGUCUUCACCAGCGAUUCUGAUUAUUUUAAUUUCCUACUUAGUGUAAUCUCUUUUUACUUACAUUAAUUAUUCGAUAAUUACUUUAAUCAUUCAAUUUCGUAUUUUUUCUGAUCAAAUUCAAUGACAAAUGUAACAAAAUAAAAUCUAUUCUCUCCAUGGGAAUACUGCCGUGAUAAAGUAAUUGAAUUACAAUAAACGAUAAUUAAAAGAA